AUGUCCAAUCCUUACCACCAGCAACAGGCUAUGGCCUCUGGCAGCAACUCGCCACUCGCCACCCCGGUUCCCAUCAAGCGCGGACGCGGUCGACCGCCAAAGAAUCGCGAUCCCAACGCGCCAACUCCUGUUAAGGUGACAGCGCCACCUCCGCCCAAGCUAGUACCACAGCCACGCACCUCGCACAUCACCUCACCCCGCCUACGCGCAGCUCAGCCCACCGCUUAUUCGGCCACCGGCUCACCGUUUCAACCACCACCGCCGACCGGCUUCCCGUCACAUAAUCUAGGUCCGGGGAUUCCAGAGCAGCAGAACAUGUUCUACCAGCCUGUCACCGGCAGCGGCGGCCACUCAUCGCCUUCCGUCCCCUCCUUUCCACCGAUACCGACUUUCCAGCGCCAACAGGAGUUGCAGCAGCAGCAGAGUCAGCAGAGCAUUCGCGAAGCGCAACAGGCGAGGGCCUCAUCUGCGCAAAGAGGCAGCGUCGAUACUUCGGCACCAGCCUUGCCGACGUCGCCCACUUCUUCCUUAGCCACACAGACUGGCUCCAUCGCAGCCGCCUCUGCCCUAUCGAAAGUACCAGCCGAAGGUACCAUCAUGACAGCUGCGGGGGGCUCCAUAGGUGCCGGGCUCGGCCAGGCUGUCGGCAAUGCUGGUGCAUCGCCUGCGAGUCGUACACGACGCAAAGCCGACACCAACGAGCCCGAGCUCAAGCUGCCCGAGCCACACGAUGCCGGCUGGAUGACCGAGCCAACAGAUGCUCUUCAGGCGCAACGGGUCUACUCUGCUGUUGUCGAUUGCAUCCGCAGCCACGUCGAUGCAUCGGGACGCAGACCCGCCGAGUUGCUGGAAGAAUGUCCCGAUCCCGAGGUUGAUCCUGAGUUCUACGAAAAGGUCGAGAAACCAACAUCGCUCUCUGCCAUCUCGCAACGCAUUCAGGAGGGCGAGUACCACAAAGCGACCGACUUUGAGAUGGACAUGCUCCAGCUGUUCGAGAAUGCUCGCAGGCUGCACCCCAUCGGCACCCAGAUGUACGGCGACGCUGUCGUGUUGCAACGGCUCUACCACGAGCUUACCAGGGCGGAUCCGUCCAAGCAGGAGCCCAUCACCGCCGAGGCAGUGCUCGCAGCUGCAGCACGAGCCGAUGCAACCCGACACUUUUCCUCGAUCCCUCACGGUCCGCUCUACGCGAGCGCAGGCUCUCACGGCGACCUCACCACCCGCAUCAGCAGCAAGUCUAAGACAUACUACGAACACCUCAAUCUCAAAGGCAAGGCUUUCCGCGUGGGAGACUGGAUCCAUCUCAUCAACCCUUCGGACCCGACCAAGCCCAUCGUAGCCCAGAUCUUCAAAGUGCUGCGUCGAGAAGAUGACGACCCGAACCAAGGUUGGGUCACCGUCUGCUGGUACUACCGUCCUGAGCAGACCUUCCAUCCGGCAUCCAAGAAGUUUUUCCAGGACGAGGUGGUCAAGACUGGCUAUUUCGCUGACCACCACAUCGAGGACAUUCUGGAAAAGAUCAUGGUCAUGUUCUACACCAAGUACAUUCGCGGUCGACCCAAGCCGGAGUACUGGGACCCACGCAGCCCGCUCUACGUCACCGAGUCGAGGUACAACGAGCAGCAGCGCGUGUUUCACAAGAUUAAGAGCUGGGCUAGCUGUGUGCCCGAAGAGAUCCGCAAGGUGGAGACGCCCAUGAACUUUUUCGACAAGGCAAUCUCGCCUCCGCCCAAGGAGGAGUCGCCUUUCCUUCGCGGUGUGCCUGGUCCAGGUGCUCUGCGCGACGAAGAUGCUGCGAGUGGCGAAGUCGCCGAGUUCCCCGACCUCUUCCAGGAUGCUCCCGACGAGUUCCGGCCGAAAAAGAAGGGGCGUGGAUCGGACGCGGCUGCAAGUGGGCAAAACGCCAAUGAAGCCUUCACGCGCCUGGCUUCGCUCGUGGCUGCGCGCAUCACUCCGGACCAGUACCUGCGUCUGCAACAGCUGCUUUCUACACCACAAGCCGCCUCGCUCGAUAUGGCACAGGUCAGCGAUCAACUCGGUGGCGUCGACGUCAACCUGCUUUCGGAGCUUCGCAAUGCUGCUGUCGCUGCUGGUGUAGCUUCGGCAGGUAUUGACAAGGUGGCUUCGUCUGACUUGGCUCAGCAGGCAAGAGAGGAGGCUGCGGCUGAGCAGCAGCAGCAACCGACAGUGAGCGUUGUCGACCUCGUGCGCUCGCAGCGCGGCGAAGGCUUCUACGCCGCGCUCCCGCAAGAGACGCGAGAUCUGUUUGCGGAUCAGCCUGGCGGACAGGUCAACUGGUACGCGGCUGCUCCGCUCGACCUGCCGCUGCAGCACGAUUUGCACAAGAACGGCUUCUACGCUCCGCAGCAAGCGCAUCUGCGCAACCAUACGCUCGACUACCUCUACCACCAGGCUAAUACGCGCAACGAUGAUGAGGCGGCAUCGGAUUCGCAGCUGCGCAAUGGCGGGCGUGUGGCACCGUCACAGCCUCUGCAACCCAGCGCUUCGGCGAACGGCGGCUCGACUCCACGUGCUCUUGUGGCAGCUUCAUCGCCCUAUGUUCCACACGCUUCGGGCAUGUACGACUUUUUGGCGCCGAGUGCUCGCAACUCGCCUCUGAUGCGUGCCGGAUACGGAGGCGCAGGUGCAAGCAUCGGCGGCAUCCCGGCUGCCAGCAGCAACGGUAGCACCGACGAGGCCUUGACGCCGGUCAUGAACCAGAACCAAGGCUGGUACGGUGGGAGCGAGUGGGGCGAGGAUCCGCAAAAGACUGCAGAGGCGUUGGCAGAGUUCUCGAACCACUAUGGAGAGGGAGGUCAGUUGAAUUUGUCCCACUACCUUUCGUAG
Molecule: messenger RNA, 2847 nt
Organism: Pseudozyma hubeiensis SY62
Lineage: Eukaryota; Fungi; Basidiomycota; Ustilaginomycetes; Ustilaginales; Ustilaginaceae
Product: RSC complex protein
Exons: 1
Coding region: 1-2847 (948 amino acids)
Biological process (GO): chromatin remodeling
Cellular component (GO): RSC-type complex
Molecular function (GO): chromatin binding; protein binding
Source: RefSeq, a predicted model, not a curated record